Elgaria multicarinata webbii is the source of this 957-nucleotide messenger RNA. Its product is annotated as proto-oncogene Mas-like. The coding region runs from base 1 to 957 and encodes 318 amino acids. The transcript has a single exon. Gene Ontology annotation, cellular component: membrane. The record is from RefSeq and is a predicted model, not a curated record. Gene Ontology annotation, molecular function: G protein-coupled receptor activity. Gene Ontology annotation, biological process: G protein-coupled receptor signaling pathway. NCBI's taxonomy places the organism in Eukaryota, Metazoa, Chordata, Lepidosauria, Squamata, Anguidae.
AUGGUGAUGGCAGAGGCAAGCGUCUUGUCUUCUCACACUGCUGGUGCAGACAAGAAAAUGGGCAAAAUUAUAGAUUCUUCAUACACUUUACAGGAAAGAAUGCUGUUCACAUCUAUUCCACUCUGUGCUUUGGGACUGACAGGAAAUGGAAUUGUCUUGUGGCUUCUCUGCUGCAAGAUAAAUAUGAAGUUAAAACUGUAUUUUUUAAGUGUGGCAGUUGCGAAUCUGAUUAUCAUCUUCUGCAACUUUGUCAUCGUUGUUUUAUAUUUUACUCAAAUUUAUCCCAGUUUAAUGUUUCAACGUGUAAUGCAGAUUCUGCACAUAUGUGGAUAUGACACCAGCUUCUAUUUGUUUACAGCUAUCACUGUGGAAAGGUGUCUCAAUGUCUUUGUCCCCGUCUGGUAUCAGUAUCACAGGCCUAAUAAUUUCUCAGCCACCGUAUGUAGCGUUUUGUGGGGGCUCUCUUUCAUCUUGUCUUUUGUGGACUAUUAUGCCUGCUCUCCAAGAUUCCAAGUAGACUUUCACACUUUUGUUGUCGCUUGUCGAACAUCAACCAUAAUCGAUACCGUCAUUGAGUUGUUUAUUUUCCUUCCCAGCUUACUCUGCUGCACUUUGGCCAUUUGGAUCAGAAUGCAGAAAAGAGAACCAGGAACGGCCCCAGCUAGGCUUGAUAUCACCAUUGUAGCUGUAGUUCUUCUAAUUCUUAUACUUAAUACCCCAGUUAGAACUGCUCAUAUCAUGACCUUUUGGACUUACAGAAUAGAUAGGUAUAUGCUGAAUAACAUCUCACUGCUAAUGGAUUCUCUUAAUAGUACUUGCAACCCUUUUGUAUACUUUUUUGUUGGAAAUUGGAAGAGGCAGAAGUCCUCGGAGUCAAUCCUUAUGUUUCUUGAGAGGGCUUUGAAAGCUGAAGAACUCAAGGCAGAAAGAACAAAAGGAGGCCAAGAGCAGGCCUGA